AUGACAGCGCACACAGAAAUAAACAACUCCAUUUCAACAGGAUUGGGGUUCGCAUCUCCUUCAGAUUUCCAUCAUCGCUUCAUUGAUCAAAAAAAAAUAUUAUGCCAUCCCGGAUUUACCAUAGAUAAAAGUGUGGUCACCGGGGGUGGCACCGCGUUAUUCAUUGACGCUGAAUCAUUGCAACUAGACACAAUUGAUGAUGACUACAUCACCGUUUUAACAGUCCCGACACAACAAACCAUAUCUAUGGAAACAUUCAAGCAAUGCUUCGAACAAGAAAAAUCCCGCUGUGACUCGUUUUGGAACAACAAUUUGGAAAAAAUCCAAGAUUUCAACAACCAAAUCAUCGAUAGCCAACAAGUGAAUUUCACCAUCGUCAAGGCCAAACAACUAAUCAUCCCCAUCAUCAACAAAACCAAAGAUGACGUCAGAGAAUCGGCAAUCGACGAAUCAAUUCUUGUUUGUUUGAAAGUUUAUCAAAACUAUCGUACUUACAUGGUCAACUAUUUUACCCACCAUCAUUAUUCAUAUUCCGCCACCUUUAUCGAUUUUUUCCAGCACUCAAAAUUAGCAAUCUGGGAUGAUUACCUCAAUAUCUUAUUUAGUGAAACCACCGCUAUCCCAACCAUUGAAAAUAUCGUGAAAUUUAAAAAUGGCUCGACUAUCGAUGACCCCGACGCUGACAAUGAUGAUUUGGUGUACCAUUUCACCAAAUCAUACCCCCAUGGUCUUAUUGGAGCCACUUGUGAAAAAGCAUUGAUGAACCGGUACUUCCAUUAUGAAGAUAUCAUCGAUAGAAUUUCAUCGGCAUUCAAACUUCUCCACCAUGAAAAUGAAAAUGAAAAUGAUGAUGAUGAAAUUUAUAGUCAGUACAUUCAAACCCAUUUACUAUCUUUGCAAUCUUUCCAUCAAUGUUUUGCCAUAGUAAGUUCUAGGUGUCUAGAAAUCCCUCACAGUUUAAAUCAAGAGCUCAAGGAUUUGGAUAUUGUUCAUAAUUCAAAAGAUUUCACUACCGAUACUACUCUUGUUCCCAUCUUGGACUUUGCCAACCACAGUAACUCUAAACAAUAUUAUAAUUCCAAAUUCGAUGUCAACACAGAUGGGAAUCCAAUAUUAAAGAUCGAUGUCCUGGCAUUAAAGUACCAAAUGGCAAACCAUCCGGGCCAAAAAGAAUUUGAAAUUUUCAUUUCUUAUGAUGUUUCCAAAGCAGUUAGUUUUCUUUGCCAAUAUGGGUUUACCCCAACAGACCUAAACAACACUGAUGUUUGGGAGGUUUCCCUUACCUCGAUUGAUCAGUCCAAGGAUGAAUCUUUAUUCGCUGGUGAAUUGUUGCAUCCAAUGUUUCCUGAACUUUGCAAGUGGUUCAAAAUUUUGCCAACUUUCCAACUCAUAUUGAAAUUCAAUCAAAAUGGGGAAAUCGCCGUGGAUAAAAUAAAUUUACUUCCGAGAUAUAAUAAUAAUGGAGACUCAUCAAAACUGCAAUCUGUCGAAGAUCUAUUGACGUUAUUCCACCCAAAUAUUAAUAAAUUGAAAUACAAUGAGUCGUGUUUUGAUAAAUUCUACAACAAAGACGAAGCCAAAUCUGCAGGGUAUAAAUCGGUCAAGGAAUACGGGAAGAUUUUGAAUUAUCAUAAAAGAAGUUAUGUGGAAGUUACCACUCAGAACGGGUUCUACUUACCAAAAAAUAAAAAAUCGAAAUUUUAUCCAAGUAGUUUAUCAGAAUUGCGUGAUGCCCUCAAUAAUGGUGCUGCCGAGUGUGAAAACCAAUCACUAAAAAAUUUCAAGGAGUUUAUUGGGGAUGUUUACGUACCUUAUAGAUUAUUGCAGUUGACCAAUUUGAAAAUAGAAAUUGCUGAUGAUUUUUUCAUGGGUAACUUCGAUAAUGCGCCAUCGGUGUUGAAAGACAUCAUAAAGCUUGAAGAAGAUUGUCUAGUGGCUCUCAAGCAAGCUUUACAAAACAGCGAUAAAAAUAUCUUUACGAUUAGCAAGCAACAGUAUUGUGAUUAUUGGAAUGAUAUGAGAAUGAUUCCGUUGCUAACCGAUAACAGCGAGGAAUUUGGAGAUAAUGAAGAAUAA
Messenger RNA from Saccharomycopsis crataegensis, 2076 nucleotides. It is a transcript of the gene CTM1, whose product is annotated as cytochrome c lysine N-methyltransferase. The record is from RefSeq and is a predicted model, not a curated record. The coding region runs from base 1 to 2076 and encodes 691 amino acids. Gene Ontology annotation, molecular function: protein-lysine N-methyltransferase activity. The transcript has a single exon. Gene Ontology annotation, biological process: peptidyl-lysine monomethylation. Lineage: Eukaryota; Fungi; Ascomycota; Saccharomycetes; Ascoideales; Saccharomycopsidaceae.